AGACAACAUCGCAAUCUUCUACCUGCUCCUCCUCCUAAGCGUCAAAAGCUGGAGGUAUGGCACGAUACAAGUCUCACGAUGGAUCGUACCUACAAUUAUCGUCAAUUCCCGACCACUGUGUCAGAGCCCUCCGAAGCGCCGAUCCCGCCACCUUCGUCAUCUACUAGGCUCAACCAGAAACAAUCAAAGGCCUGCGAUGCAUGCCAUAGGCGAAAGAUCAAGUGCAAUGGAGAAGAAGAAGGCCCUCAUCCCUGCUCAUAUUGUCGAAAGAACGGCUAUGAGUGUACAUACAACCAUCAGCCAAACAAGUGGCCGCCGUCCAAGGCCUAUGUGGAUGGGCUGGAGCACCGAGUUGGGGAGCUGGAACGCCGAGUGGAGUACCUGAAACGUGAACUAGUCAGAGCACGCAGCAGGCCGACAUAUUCCACGUCGUCGCCUGAAUCUUCCGUUUCGGGGGAAAUUCUCGAUAAAGAACAAGAAGCAAAAGAAGAGGACCCAGAGACGCAAGCUGCAUUGGAACCAUUAGCACAAGAAUACGAGGAUCUCAUGCUUGGAAACGCAGCCGGGUCGCCCAUAUCGCAAGAGCCCCGCAUGUACCACGAGAAGGGCAGUCACUUCCAAGUUGUGAACCAGCAGUUGGUGGAGAUAGGGAGCAAGAGCAUCGACAAGAACAAAUUCUUCCAGCUGCGUAUAAGGCCAGAGUGCAGAGUGGUGGAUACGAAUAUCUUCGACGAGGUGAACCUGAGGCUCGACCCGCCCACCUGGCCUGAGCCCGACCUAGCCAAGCUCCUCAUCGACACGUACUUUGAGAAGUGGAACUGUGUCCUACCGCUGUUACACAAGCCGACCUUCCUGCGCCAAUACGCAGAUCCAAAGAUGAGGUUGGACAACAAUUGGGUCAGCGUUGUCUUCGGGGUGUUCGCCAUUGCGUCGAAGUUGGUGGACGACCCCAGGGCCCUAGGGCCACCCGAUGAAAAUGGACACUACUUUGAUGCAGGCAUGAAGUAUUUCAAUGAGAUGAGACGCAUAGGCUCGCCCUUGUAUGCGCCUCCCUCGUUAUUCCGCCUGCAAGCUAUCAUCUUGUUCGCGAACUAUUUAUGCGGGCACCCACUGUGCCCCUCCGUUGGAUGGGCUUUGAUUGGUCUCGGCCUUCGAUAUCUUCAGGAUGCGGGCAUGCACUUAAAGAAAGAAUGGUUGCAGAGGGCAAAAGCCCAUCCUUUCGACUACGAAAUGCGAAAGCGAGUAUUCUGGAUCCUGUACGCGAUGGAAAGGACCAUGGCAUUAGAAAUGGAUCGAAGCUUCUGCUUGCCGGAGCAUGACUAUGAUAUCGAGCCACUGCUCGAACUAGAUGAUGAUGCCCUGGAUCUCCUACAACAGGGUCAAAAGGAUCCUGUCGGAUUUUCGCAAUGCAUUGCGGCCUUCAAUGUCCGUGUCUAUCUUCUUCAAAUUGCGAGCCACAAGCGAGGAGAAAUGCAGAUGCUCCGGCAUUGCAAUAGCAACGUUUCUCACCGUGAAGAGACCUAUCUAUACGGUGUCAACAUUCGUCUCCAGAACGUGAAGGCGAAGCUUGACACGGACUUGAUUUAUCAAAAAGAUCAAGCUGAUCCUGAACGCCUUCUCUACAGUUCGCUUGUUCAUAUCCAAUUUCAUUGGGUACAGCUUAUUUUGUACCGACCAUUCUUUUCCAAAAGUCAGCGUAUGGCUCACCCCGAAGUGCCCAUUUUGGCCGUUUCCGGCGCUAGCUCUCGCGAGAUUGCCAUUGCGCUGGAAGGGUUAAGAGCCAAGAACAUGCUGCGGGGUCGAGUCAAUGAUGCCAGCUUGGCUGGAUUCGUCGCUGGCUCUGUGCUGAUCAUGAACAUGUGGGAGCAGAAAGGUCUUGAUGGGAUCGAUGAGGUGAACCUGUGCCUGAAAGCGUUGAAAUCCGUGGAAGAUCGGUGGCAAUUCCCGGGCCUCCUCUAUGACGUAUUAAAGAACUUCGCCGAUAUCAUGACGAACGUCGUGACCGGGAAUUGUCCAUUACUCGGAGACAGGCCAAUAUGCCUCAAACUGUCGUCCAACAGCAGCCACCGGCCUUGUGAUAAAGACGCUAGCGAGAAGCCUUCUUCAGAAGAUGCUUCUUCCAUAACCGACCCUGGUGCGACCGUCCCAACCACCAUUGUUUCCCACAUCAAUGGUAAUGGGGGGGCCUCGACCAACUCGAAUCAAUUUGGCGAGUUCGCAACAUUUUCAAUGGGCGCUCCGGAUCUUUUCACACCGUUUUCCGCUGUGCAAACUGGCAGCCUAUUUGACACCAACAUUGGGAGUGCAGGACCCACAUCGACUGCUACGAACCAGCCUAUGUUUGGUGAGGAUGGCUGGCUAAACCACCUCGACCUCAAUGGCCAACAUGGGUUUAUGGAUCCAACAUUCAAUGAAUGGCUUACAUCAAUGAUCAUAGCGAGCCAGGAGACGUUCCCUAUGGACAAUGCUGCGACGUCAAGUGCCGCGGGGCAGUCAAUGUUCUCUACCAACGACGCAGCAAACGCCAUUGCCGCUUCCGGCGAUUCCACGUGGAAUUCCCCAUGGUGGACUUUUGAUCAGCCUACGUGAACACGCCUGUGCUCGUUCUGGUAUACGGACCGUAUCAUCACUCGUCCCAGUGCCAUGGUAUUAUAACGCAAUCCUCCACGAUAGUUUACUUUCGAAUGUGCGAGUAAAAGCAUCCGCACAGACGACACCUCUGUAAAGUAGAUCUGUCCAUUACAAUUGACAUCCCUAGGAUGCCUUUUAAUCAUUC
Molecule: messenger RNA, 2776 nt
Organism: Dacryopinax primogenitus
Lineage: Eukaryota; Fungi; Basidiomycota; Dacrymycetes; Dacrymycetales; Dacrymycetaceae
Exons: 8
Coding region: 79-2589 (836 amino acids)
Biological process (GO): regulation of DNA-templated transcription; DNA-templated transcription
Molecular function (GO): zinc ion binding; DNA-binding transcription factor activity, RNA polymerase II-specific; DNA binding
Source: RefSeq, a predicted model, not a curated record